Messenger RNA from Periophthalmus magnuspinnatus, 3021 nucleotides. RefSeq names its product ankyrin repeat and SOCS box containing 4 (gene asb4). The transcript has 6 exons. Gene Ontology annotation, biological process: protein localization to ciliary inversin compartment; intracellular signal transduction. Bases 39 to 1421 code for a protein of 460 amino acids. Gene Ontology annotation, cellular component: ciliary inversin compartment. Gene Ontology annotation, molecular function: protein binding. The record is from RefSeq and is a predicted model, not a curated record. Lineage: Eukaryota; Metazoa; Chordata; Actinopteri; Gobiiformes; Gobiidae.
UCUAAACAUGCACACAGCCCCGGGCCUCCGCUGGGGCCAUGUUAGGACCUCUCUUGGCUGCGCUCCUCUCGCUGACCGCGUAUGUGGUGGGAGCGGUGUGGAGGGCGUUCUCAGCUGAGCGGGACAAGCCUUUGCCCGUGAGGCCCGGAGCCUCUGUCCGCGGGGCCAUGGCGGAGCUGAAGCGGCAGCUGAACAGGCGCUUCCUGGAGGCGCUGCAGGCGGACGAUGCACGGCAGGUGCAACAGAUCCUGGCCACGGGCAGACUGGACAUAGACACGGUCCUGGAGGUGGACGACCCCAAUAUGCUCCUGGCCUCCUACAAACAGGGGUAUUGGCUGCCAGGGUACAAGCUGGAGAAGUCUUGGGCCAUGGCUCUGCACGUGUGUGUGAUGUACAACUCUCUGGAGUGUGCUGUGCUCCUCAUACAGGAGGGGGCAGCGCUGAACCGGAUGCCAAAUGGGAAGACUCCUUUGCAUGUGGCGUGUGAGGUGUCCAACCCUGAAUGUGUGUCCCUGUUACUGGAGCACGGAGCUAAGGUGGAGGCUCUGUCCCUGAGCGGUCACACUGCCCUGCACUACUGCAUCACUGCCCAAUCUGUGCCCUGCGCCCACCACCUCCUCCUCCAUGGAGCCAAUGUGAACAUAGUGAGCAGUAACCAUGAUGAGGUGACACCCCUCCACACAGCAGCACGGUUUGGGAUUCCAGAGCUGGUGGGUCUGUACCUGCUCAAUGGGGCCCAAGUGGACACUGUGAACUCGGCCCUCGAGACACCCCUGAUGACCGCAGCCUUCUGGGCCUACGACCCCAGGGAGCAGAGGUACAGCCCUGAGCACCAGCUGGUCUGCAGACUGCUGCUGGACCACGGAGCAGACCCAAACGCUCAGGAGGAGGACCAUAAGACGGCUCUGCACAAAGCAGCAUGGAGCUGUGACGAGGUCCUUCUGCACAUGCUGCUGGAGGCCGGAGCCGACCCCAGAGCCAUGGAUAUAAAUGGCUGCUCACCUCUGCACUACCUGCUCAAAGUGUCCUCUGUCCGGCCCAGUGCUACGCCCGAGAGGUGCUUCCAAUUGUUGCUCAACUACAACACCGCCCGCAUCUACCCUCCACAGUUCCACAAGGUUCUGCAGGCGUGCCAUGAACAGCCGCGUGUCGUAGAGGUCAUGGCCAACUCCUACGAGCGACUAAAGCCCACCAAGAAAUGGAGGUCCUCCAUCCCAGACGAGUCCUACCAGCGCUACAGAGCGUUCUACGACUCUCUGUUCUCGGUGAGCUCUGGGCCCCCCCGCAGCCUCCUGCACCUGUCCCGCUGUGCCGUGAGGGCUGCCCUAGGAGGGAUGUGUCAGAGAGGGGUGGAGCUGUUGCCUCUGCCCCCUGCCAUCCAGAGAUACAUCCUGCUGGAGCCUGAGGGGGUCCUGUACUGAGAGAAACGGUGUCUCUGAGCUGACUGGGGGGUGAGGGACUUUAUAAAGCAUUACUCGUAUCACUUCAUUCAUAUUCAUUCAAUCCAUACUUGGUGGUGGUAAGAUACUAGUGAAGCCACAGCUGCCCUUGCGUAGACUGACAGAGACUGAGAUCAGGCAAGUACAGGCUUUGACAAGGACGUUUGGUCACUUUAAAGGCUACAAUCUGUGCAAAUAGCAACUCAAGUAACGAGUAUUGAUAAAGGAAUAUUAUUUAUCAAUUCUUGUGUCAUAACUCUCUUUUAAGAACUUACAUUAGCCCAAAUCGACUUUUAAAGCAUGUCACAUUGAGUAAGAUAAUAAUGAUGGAAACCAGACUUUUAUUUGAAUAGUUUGAUGCAUGUUUGAGUACUCCUGUCCUGUCCUGAAUUUGAGGCUUGACUGCUCAGAAAAUUCCAGUUUUCAGAUGCCUCCUUUCCCUGCCCACGUUUUUACUUGGAAUUUCGUGAAAAAUUCUAAUUCCAAGUCUGCUCCUUAGAACCCAAAUUUAAUUUUAAAUUGUAGUAUUGUGAUGUAAAUUAAUUACAUAUUUGUUUUGAUCUGGCUGGUUUUGGUGUAGUGCUGAUGUUUAUUUCAAUUUUAGACAUGGUGUAGUCUUAGUUUUGCGUGAAAAUGAUGGACUGACUCUUAAGGUGAAGAUACUUUGAAUAUUCUACAAAAUUUACUUUUUUGGACCUCUAACCAUAUUAUACUGUUGUCCUCUCAUCAAAAAUCAUCCCUGGAGUUGUAUUUUUCUUCUUCUUGCACACUUGUUUCAUUAAUCCAUUAAUCCAAAGUUGUUCUCUCCCCAUACUCCAUUCUCCAUACCCAUUUGCCAGUUUAUAAUUGCCAAAGAUAAAACACAUUUUUACACACAUUUUUGAGUCCAUAAAUGGCCUACUGUCAAACUAUAACUGUUACAUUGAAUGCAUGACUCUAUUAGCACAGUAUUCACGGAGGAUAAAGACUUCUCUUGUGCAUUUUGUCUUUGUUUUGACAGCAGAGGGAGCUCAAACACCUUGAUACAAGGGUCUCAAACCUCCACCCCCUUCCAAGUAACUUGGAAGGGGGUGGAGGGUGGGAUUUUUUAAUUAUACGUGUUGUGCUGAAUAACAAAAAAAUGAUGAAUUAAUGCCUAUUACCAUUGUAAAUGUUUAACUUUGUGCACUAAAAAUAAAUAAUGGUUAGUUUUUCAUAAGUAUCCAGCAGCACCCCAUCUAAGACUUGCUGUGGCUCUUAUAUUUAUUGUUUCUUAUGAUUGCUGAAAUUAGUAGUUCUCUGGCGUUUUUGUUUUGUAAAGGUAGCUCACUGGAGGAAAAAAAGGUUGGAGGAACUCUUUGGAACUGAUGGUGCAGUUUAUAAAGUGUGAAAUACUUUUUCCAAGGUGACCAAAACCCAGUUUAAAAGAGAAUUAAAGCCACCCAUGAAUAAUAUAUGUGUAUGUUUGAAAAUCACCAAUAUUGAUUCAUUCCUACUUGGAAUGGGUCCUACUAGAGAUAAAUUUGCAGUUUGUGUAUCAGGAGCAGGUCUAAAGUCCACACAUCAGGAGUGUCCAGUGCACAGGCAGGACGGACCUUUGUGC